CCCCUCCCCUCCUCCUCCUCCUCCUCCCCUCCCUUCGUCACCACCACCAUCACUGCAUUCCUUCCAUACACCUGCCCAUCCUCAUGGACACCAGGGCCACCGUCGCUCUCGUGGCGGACAACCUCUCGCCGGCCGAGGCGAAUGCAGCACUGCGGCAGCAAUUGGCCGUUCUGCAGACGGAACGGACCGUGUUCCAAGAGCAAGUUGCUGUGACGCUUGCCUCUGUUUUAUCCGAGCGCCACAGCUUGGAGGCGAGCGCAGCCGCGGCUGCUGAACGCGGACAGGUCCUCCGUCGCUAUGUUGAGCUUGUCACCGAGCGCCGCAUCAUGGCCGCCAAUGUCGCAGCCAAGUUGACCGAGCUGGAACAGGUCAAUGUCGCGCUCGGCGAAACUGUCGAGCUGCUCGAGGGUAACGCCGCGCUCCGCGCCUCGCUCGAUGGCAUCCACUCGCAUACUCGGACCUUGCGCUCUCUGGCAAAGCGGGGCAGAACUCGACGACAUCAGCGCCGCCACCGCUGCCGCCGGCGCACGUGGCUGCCUCGUCGCAUCGCUCGUCGUCGUCGUCGGGCUCGGGCUCGUGCUCGUCCUCGGCAGUCAUUUCGGCAUCGCUUCGUGAGGCCUCCGAGCUGCACGCCUCGCUGGUGGCUGCCCGCGUCGCCCAUCGCGACAUCCAGAUGAAGCGCGACGCACUCGCGGUCACGGCCGCCGAGCUCACCGCCGACGCAGGUGUUCUGCGGGCCAAGCUCGACGCGUUGCGCGAGGCACGAGCGCAACUUUGCUCGGCCCGCACCGAGAACGUGCUUCUUCGCCAGAGCCGAGACAAGCUCGCGCGACAAGUUCAGCUGGCCAAGGCCCAGCUGCGCGACGCCGCCGCUGACGCCGGCACACCCGACGCUGCCGCCGAGAGCUUGGAGCUCCGCCGCCAGCAUCGCGUCCAUCUCGCCACCUCGUUCCAGCUCACCGAAGCCAUUGCCGCCGUCAAGACCGACGCUGCUGCCGCCGAUGACACCGCGGCGGCGCUGCAAGCCGAGCUUGCCGAAGCCAUCGCCUCCCACACCAAGCACACCAUGACUGUCCGCCGGCUCAAGCGUGCCACCUCUGGUCUACAGGCCCGCAAGUACGCGCUGCAGUCCGAGGUCAUCGCCGGCGUUGGCGAGAAGAACGAACUCAUCCUCACCCUGGAGGAGCUUGCUGCUGCCGCCGCCGACUUGCACAACGCGGAGGAAGACCACGACGCGCUGCGCGCCGAGUGCGUUGCUGAGCUCGCUCGUAACCGCGAACUCGAUGCUGCGGUAGGCGCCAAGCUUGCCGCUCGCAACGCUGCAGCUGCAGACUCUCCGUCGCCGCUUUCGCCGCUCGCCAGCGCGCCGGAGACCAGCCAGCCCGUUCCGCCACAGCAAGCCAAGCGUCGCUCAUUUGUCGGGCCCGAGAUCGAGGCCAAGCUUCGCGAGCUCAUUGCUCCCGAACCCGUGCCGCUCGCCGACGGCCCUGCUCCUCGCCCGCACCCAGACGUGACGAAGGUUUCGGCGCAGUCGCUCUUUGACGCCGCCGCUGCUGUCGCGGCGUCGGAGACAUCAGAGGCACCGCUUCACCGGAUGUUGUGGGACGGCGGGGUGGAGGAGCUGACGGGAGCGUCGUCGAUGUCUUCUGAGUCGCCCGAGACCUCGCACGCCGCCGUCACCGCCAACUCGCUCUCGGCAGGCUCUGCGCACGGCGUCUGCUCGGCGUCUUCGGGCUCGGGCUCGUCGUCGAACGCGCUCUCGGCCUCGCUCGAGCAGCGCAUCAAGCAUGCGACCGUGCCACAGCUUGUCGAAAUGAUGACCCACCCGCGGCACGCGUACCUCGACCUUGUACAGGCCUUCCUCCUCACCUUUCGCGAGUUUUGCUCUCCGCUCGAGUUCCUCGAACUCCUCAUCAUGCGGUUCUGCGUCACGCCACCGCUCCGGUCUGACGCGGCGCGGUUCACCACUCGCGUCCUCACACCCAUCCGGCUGCGGGUCUUCAACUUGCUCAAGAUGUGGCUCACAAGGUUCCCGGCCGAUUUUGGCCACGUGGCCGCGCCAGAGCUCACUGCUAUGCUCAACGACUUUGUCACUCGAGUCAUGCCUGCUACCGGCAUGGAGGUCGCGUCGCGCAAGCUUGCAGACCUGCUCGACGCCGCUGUGGCCACCGAGGCCUCGGCGUCGAUUACCUCGAUCAGAGUGGCCGAGGACUCGUGCCCGGCCGUGCGCGGCGCGCUCGCAGCGCUCGCAGCGCCUGACGCCGGCGUGCGGACCGAGGCUGACGGCUCGGAUGUCAUCGACCUCGGCGCCGCACCCAAGAAGCGCAUCCGCGAGCUGGCCUAUGCGCUCUCCAUGAUGGAGGAAGUGCUCUUCCGCUCGAUUCCCGAGACCGAGUUUGUCAACCUCGCGUGGUCAUCGGCUGACAAGGAGCGCCGCGCACCGCACCUCCUCCGCAUGAUCCGGUUCUCCGGCCGGGUCACACGCGGCGUCCAGUUCCUGGUCCUCCGCGCUGCUGGUGUCCGCGCCCGCGCCAAGGCUCUUCGAAAAGCCAUUCUCCUUCUUGACGCACUCAUGGGCGUCAACAACUUUAACGGCGCCAUGGAGGUCAUGGCCGCACUCAACUCGGCCGCGCUCCGCUCACGCUCGCUCAAGCGGGUGUGGGCCAAGCUUCCGUCGUCGGCGACGUCGCUCUUUGACGACCACGCCGCCACUCUCUCGCACCAGGGCUCAUACAAGGAACUCCGCUCGGCGCUUGCCGCAGCCGACCCGCCGCUUAUUCCCUUUGUCGGCAUGUUCCUCACCGACCUCACCUUUAUCGCUGGCUCUCGCUCUCCGCUCCCGCCGCCGGCCGCCGGCAUCGACGCCCACGUCAACAUGGCCAAGUGGUACAAGUACGCCAAGUCCAUCGGACUCAUCACCCGCCUCCAGGCCAUGGGCUACUCCUCGGAUCGCAGCGCCAAACUCCCAUCCGAGCGCGCUGUCUGGGAGUGGGCCGCCGCCAUCUCUCACACCGAUCGUACCCUCUCCACCGACACCGAGCUCUUUGCCCUCGCCGAUGCCCGUGCCGAUGCGUGAUGACCCUCUGCAUCACCGUCCAUUUGUUUGCGACGUGAUCCAGAGCCCAUCCCCGCCCGCCGCCCAUCCGCCUAUCUCAAUGAACUGUGCUUCCUUUCC
Messenger RNA from Thecamonas trahens ATCC 50062, 3175 nucleotides. Its product is annotated as cell division control protein. Bases 674 to 3076 code for a protein of 800 amino acids. Gene Ontology annotation, cellular component: plasma membrane. Lineage: Eukaryota; Apusomonadida; Apusomonadidae. The transcript has a single exon. The record is from RefSeq and is a predicted model, not a curated record. Gene Ontology annotation, molecular function: guanyl-nucleotide exchange factor activity. Gene Ontology annotation, biological process: positive regulation of GTPase activity; Ras protein signal transduction.